CCCGAUGAAAGUCAAAGUUCCAUUGCCCGAUGGGUUCUUCAGCACGCCGCCGCUGUCCGACAACCUCCGCCACGAGUACAUUCGUCAGAGCCAGCGCUCUCUCGUAGACUUUGUCGCGAAGACGAGGCUCCGCGGAGGUCCAAUCUCAUGGACAUUUGACCACGAACAUCACGGGGUGACCGUGUACCGCGGCAAGGACAUGCAUCUCCCGAGUGGAUAUCGAACCGUGUAUUUGAAUGUGACAGAGGUGCAGGCAACACUGGACGAAGCCGCGUCGAUCAUGAGCGCGGGGGCGGACGGCCGUCGCGACUACUGCGCGACGUACCACAACGACCAGGUGGUGGACCUGAAGAACUUGUAUCCGCUCGCCACUCCCACACCAUCCCAUCCGCACAACUCGAUCUCCAUCAAAUGGCGCGCCGUGACUGCCAACAAUCCACUCAUCAAGCUUCGCGACAUGGUGUUCAUCGAGUACUGCGACGACUUUACGAUCGACGGACUUCGCGGGUUUGGCCGAUGUAUGACAUCCAUUGACUUGGGGAAGAUCGUGCCCGAUCUUGAAAGGUCGUUGGGGAUUGUACGGUGUCACAUGUGGCUGGGCGGCGACAUAUUUGUCGAGCAUCGACCGGGGUACCUCAGCGUGUUUCGCAUCUACCAGCAAGACGCCAGGGGAGCACUGAGACCUUGGCUUGUGGAUCGAUUCGCCAAACACAAGAUAUCCCAAUGUAUGGCUUCGCUGGACCGAAAUUUCCGCCACGAGCGGGUUUUGUCAUUCAACCUUUUGCCAGAAUGCGCGUUCGUUCCACCAGCGUCGCGGUCGCAUUGUGCGCUGUGCAGAGCCAAAUUUAGCUCUCGAUUGCAUCGAGCGGUGGUGAAAACCCAUUGCUACAAGUGCGGCGAAGUGCUCUGCGGGACGUGCAAUCCUCUGUGGAAAGUAGGAGAAGUAAUAAAAAGUAGCCCCGAACACCAAGCAAAGCCCCAUCUAGUACGGCCGACAUCCCCAUCCAAGCGCAUGGUGCGGGUGUGCGUAGCCUGUACCUCGAUGCGUCCAACCAGCGUGAUGACGCGGCCGCCUGUGCACUCGGCAUAUUCCACCGACUCGUCUGCCCCUUCAGACAUUAUUUCUUACGGCAAUAUGCGACACAGUUGUGUUGGUGCAGCUGCUGCGACAAUAGACCACGUUACAGCAACGACCCAGUUGUUUGAAAUCACACCAAGUGCGCGCCCUCUAUCGAACGGAUCAGACUUUCCGUUUUUGUUGGCACGUAGUCCACAUCACCUUCCAUCACAAAGCAGGGGGGGGGCUUUGCAGGGCGAGACGGCGGGCAUGCUACUGCGAGACCUGGACGACCGCGCCACCCCCGGACAACUGCGCCAGUUGCUCCACCACUUGCACUCACUAAACCUCGGGAAUCCAUCGACCCAAAACCAACACGAUAAUGAUGUCACAAACAUGUAUGCAACCACUCCCCCCGUUGAACCCCACCCCCGUGGAUACUAUUACUACCCUGCUAUCCCCACACUCGCGCCAACGGCAUAGUAGAUGUACUAGUAUAUAUAUAUAUAUACGGGGUAAUAAUAUAUAUAUAUGCGGUGUAACCCCAC
Messenger RNA from Aphanomyces astaci, 1605 nucleotides. RefSeq lists its product as hypothetical. Bases 5 to 1540 code for a protein of 511 amino acids. The record is from RefSeq and is a predicted model, not a curated record. Lineage: Eukaryota; Oomycota; Saprolegniomycetes; Saprolegniales; Verrucalvaceae. The transcript is spliced from 2 exons. Gene Ontology annotation, molecular function: metal ion binding.